CCUUUCUUCUUCGCUCGCCCGGGCGAUUCCGCAUAAAUAUCACACGAAUCUCUUGCAUCCCAUCCCACACAAAUAUCUCUCCUCGCUUCUCCAGAAUCGAAAUCCGAAACAGAAUCUCCCCACCCCACCCACGCAAGUCUUCUUCCACGCCCACGCUUCUUCCCCUCUCUGCCAUCCACCCCACCGCCAAUCCCCAUCCCGCUCCUCCCUAUGGCGGAAAAUCUACCUAUCUUUGUGAUCCACGAGAUCUCCGCCCGGCUCCCGUGCGAGGUGGACCGCCUCCACAUGGCGCUUGCCUGCCGAUGGUGGCGUCAGGCCCUCGCGCUGGAGGAGGCCCCGCCCCUGCUCCGCCGACUGCCAUGGCUCGUCUUCCCCUUUGAGGCGGGGCCGAGCUUCUGCUGCAUCGCAUCGCAUGUGAUGGUGGCAUCUACAGCACCACGCACCACGUGCGUGCCCCGGAGCACGAGCGCCGCGCUCGCUACUUCGGCUCGCACGACGGCCGUUGGCUCCUGCUCGCCGCCAGCCGCCUCGGCACGAACAUGGUCACCAACGUCCGCAACGGAGUCGGAUACUUCAUGCCGGACAAGUCCGUUGAUCCGCGGGGGGAGAUCAACUUCGGCAUGUACAUCCACACCGCCGCGCUCUCCUGUUCACCAGGUGAACCAAACUGCAUCGGCGCGGCCGUGGUUCAGGACCUGGCAGACCUCCGCGCCCCGCGGCGGGUGGCCUUUUUCACCGUCGGGGACGGUGGCGCCGAGUACGCGGUGGAUCCACUCCCCGAGGAGUUUGAUGAACAUCCUGAAGAUAUUCUUCACUUUAGCGGUGCUUUCCAUGUGCUGACAAGGGACGAGCAUGUCCAUGCCUGGAAGCCUGUCUUCUCCAACAACGGAGAUGUACGCCUGGAUUCUCAUCACUAUAUCUUCUGCCACGACGGACGGUCCUACGAGGAGUAUGUCUAUGGUCGCUACCUCGUGCAGUCCCGCAGCGAGCUGCUCAUGGCUGUCAAGUUGUCUCCAGAUUUGGACUCCAGUACAGGCUUCGCUUCUGGAUUCAGACUAUUUCGGAUGGCUCGGAUGCUUAACCUCGAGGUAGUUGCUGGCCUCACAUACUGCUACUGGGAGGAGAUUACUGAUCUCGAUGGAAGAAUCUUGUUCCUCGGCCGAGGAUGCUCGAGAUGUUACGAGGUACAAGCUUUCCCAGGCUUCGCGGAGGGCGUCUACUUCGCCGACGACAGGACAUUCCACUAUUCCUACAGGAUUGCGCAUAACCUUCCAUUUCCGUGCUUGGACAAUGGAAGGUGCAUAGGAAUGCCUGGUCCCGUCGAUCGUUGUUUUCCUAUGGAUCAGGACUCAUCAGACUAUUCAUCGCCAAUCUGGCUUCUCCCCUGAGAUUUGCAACAUUGUGGCGAUUGCCUCGUCUAGAUGGAUGGCCUACUCUUCUCCGGCUUGGCUUCUCCCCAGGUUUUUUUUGCUACGACUCUCUACCUCCAUUCGAUUAGUCUGAUGUUGUUGUGCCACAGAUGAUGCGAGUGUUCGCUGUGACAUUGUACAGACUGUGAGACUGAAACUAUUGCUGAAAACUGAGAUCAUUGCCGUGCCUUGAGGUUCUUUCUUGUAUUCUGUGGAAAUAUAUUAGUUUGCGCUGAAUGCAUAAAUGGUUACUAGUUGUGACCUUGGGAAGUAA
Panicum virgatum (switchgrass) is the source of this 1683-nucleotide messenger RNA. RefSeq lists its product as uncharacterized. The transcript has a single exon. The record is from RefSeq and is a predicted model, not a curated record. Bases 540 to 1388 code for a protein of 282 amino acids. NCBI's taxonomy places the organism in Eukaryota, Viridiplantae, Streptophyta, Magnoliopsida, Poales, Poaceae.